CCAAGUUUAAAGUUAAAACUCAUUUUUCCCUCUCCGCCAUUCUCACUUCAUAAACUUUCUCUGCUCGUUUCACGUUACACCUCCCUAAAUAUCUCUCCUUUUUCAUCUUUCUUUCUUUCUUUCUUUUAACACUGCUACUUUUUGUAUUUUUAUCCAAUUUCCUGACAUUAUCCACCCUCAGAAUCUAUCCCCUGCACCCAUCCAUCUAUCUAUAUUGCCAGUUCAACUUUUAAUUUUCAGCUAGUCCUGGUUAUAGACUUAUCCUUCCACUAAAACUCAGCAAAUAAACAGAAACAGGGAAAAAAAAAAAAAAAAAAAAGAGGACUGCAAUAGAUCACUAAAAAUCAUGUGCGGAAUAUUAGCAGUUUUGGGUUGUUCUGAUGAUUCUCAGGCCAAAAGGGUUCGCGUCCUCGAGCUCUCUCGCAGACUGAAGCAUCGGGGUCCUGAUUGGAGUGGAUUAUAUCAGCACGGUGACUUUUAUCUGGCUCACCAGCGCCUAGCAAUCAUUGAUCCCGCCUCGGGUGAUCAACCUCUGUUCAAUGAAGACAAAAGGAUCGUUGUAACUGUGAAUGGAGAGAUCUACAAUCACGAGCAGCUGCGGAAGAGUUUGCCUAAUCACAAGUUCAGAACUGGCAGCGAUUGUGAUGUUAUUGCACAUCUUUAUGAAGAGCAUGGAGAAAAUUUUGUGGACAUGCUGGAUGGAAUGUUUUCUUUUGUUCUGCUGGAUACCCGUGACAACAGCUUUAUUGUUGCCCGGGAUGCCAUUGGAAUCACUUCCCUGUACAUUGGCUGGGGGCUUGACGGUUCUGUUUGGAUUUCAUCAGAAUUGAAAGGUUUGCAUGAUGAUUGCGAACAUUUUGAGGUCUUUCCACCAGGGCACUUGUAUUCCAGCAAGAAUGGUGGCCUCCGAAGAUGGUACAAUCCUCCGUGGUUUUCUGAGGCUAUUCCAUCAACUCCUUAUGAGCCCCUCGUUCUGAGGCGUGCAUUUGAAAAUGCCGUGAUAAAAAGAUUGAUGACUGAUGUGCCUUUUGGGGUUCUGCUGUCUGGAGGGCUUGAUUCGUCAUUGGUCGCUGCUAUCACUGCUCGUUACUUGGCUGGUACAAAGGCCGCCAAGCAAUGGGGAGCACAGCUUCAUUCCUUCUGUGUUGGUCUCGAGGGAUCUCCAGAUUUGAAGGCUGCAAAAGAAGUUUCUGAUUAUUUGGGUACUGUACAUCAUGAAUUUCACUUCACUGUUCAGGAUGGUAUCGAUGCAAUUGAAGAUGUUAUUCACCACGUCGAGACUUAUGAUGUGACCACAAUCAGAGCAAGCACGCCUAUGUUCCUUAUGUCGCGGAAGAUUAAGUCUCUGGGAGUUAAGAUGGUCAUAUCUGGUGAAGGCUCUGAUGAGAUAUUUGGUGGUUAUCUGUACUUUCAUAAAGCACCAAACAAGGAAGAGUUCCACCGAGAGACAUGUCGCAAGAUUAAGGCCCUUCACCAGUAUGAUUGCUUGAGGGCAAACAAGGCAACAUCUGCUUGGGGUGUAGAAGCUCGUGUUCCAUUCCUGGACAAAGAAUUCAUUAAUGUCGCCAUGAGCAUCGACCCUGAGUCGAAGAUGAUUAAACUAGGGGAGGGGCGUAUUGAGAAGUGGAUUCUUAGGAGAGCUUUUGAUGAUGAGGAGCACCCCUAUCUCCCCAAGCAUAUUCUGUACAGGCAGAAAGAGCAAUUCAGUGAUGGCGUAGGUUAUAGUUGGAUUGAUGGCCUUAAAGCCCAUGCUGAGCUGCACGUUACCGACAAGAUGAUGCUUAAUGCUGAACACAUCUUCCCCCACAAUACCCCAACCACAAAGGAAGCAUACUACUACCGAACAAUUUUUGAGAGGUCCUUCCCCCAGAAUUCAGCAAGCCUUACUGUUCCUGGCGGGCCAAGUGUGGCAUGCAGUACAGCAAAAGCUAUUGAAUGGGAUGCUUCAUGGUCAGAGAACCUUGAUCCUUCGGGCAGGGCUGCUGUCGGGGUGCAUAAUUCAGCUUACGAGAAGCUUCUUCCAUCAGUUGCUAAUGGAAAUUUGGCACCUACGAUGAUUGACGACGUUCCACGCAUGGUUGGAAUACCCGCAAAGGAGCUCACAAUCCAGAGCUAACAUUUCGAAUAAGAAUAUAACUGCUUGUUUGUGGUCGUGUUAGAAUAUGCAGGAUGAGUUUUUAGUGCCCUGCUGUAUGAAAGAAGUUACUAUUACUAUUAGGAUUGUAAAGUUGAAUAAAGCCAUUUGGCACUAUGAAAAUCUUGAUACAGUCCUGUGGCGCAACAGUUUAGGGGAUAGCUUUUAAGUUGUGCACGGAGCUGUGGUGCGAUGGUUCAAGCAGCAAGUUUUGUGUUGUAACCUUAUGUUUUGUAAUCUAUUUCUUCUGUUUUGGCUA
This is a messenger RNA of Coffea eugenioides, 2393 nucleotides long. RefSeq names its product asparagine synthetase [glutamine-hydrolyzing]. Lineage: Eukaryota; Viridiplantae; Streptophyta; Magnoliopsida; Gentianales; Rubiaceae. Gene Ontology annotation, molecular function: asparagine synthase (glutamine-hydrolyzing) activity. The transcript has 13 exons. Gene Ontology annotation, cellular component: cytosol. The record is from RefSeq and is a predicted model, not a curated record. The coding region runs from base 347 to 2116 and encodes 589 amino acids.